AUGUCAAAUCUGGAAAAAUUAACUCUAAAUAUUUCUAUAUACGAUCAAAAUCGAGUCAUUGAUGUCAUUGGUGGUACUUAUGUUCAACGUGAUAUUUUGGAUUAUAUGCUACAACUUCAUUCCUUCACUUUCUAUAUUUGUACUUAUGUUGAUCCGGCUACUUUAUCCUACAAGUUAUCUAAUGCAGAUAUUCGACAAACAUUAACAAAUAUUGGACUACAACAUGUCAGUAGUAUGGUGAAUUAUUGUACUAGUAUUGUCAAUUAUGUUUAUGGUAUCCGGGCUGCAUGCUCAAUUUUCUCACUUCCUUUUGAAUUUGAUUACAUUCGAGAUCUUGGUAAUAACUUACCAAAUAUUGUAUUUAGCUAUGUUACUUAUUUACUUAUACACGAUGUUAUUCGAUUCAAACAUGAAUUCUUCAUGCGAAUUGCUCGAUCGUUUCCACUACUGAAACAUUUAUGUGUUUGGAAUAAAAAACCACAAGAAUUGGGUGGUCUUGUGACAUUUUCAUCUAACAAUUGUCAGUUCCAGUCAAUUAUUAAAUACCCCCAUUUGACUAUACUUGAUGUCAAAUUUGCACAUAGCGAUUAUGUUGAACAAUUUCUAAAUGAAACAAAGACACUUGUACCUUGUCUGUCGGAAUUGGAAGUCUUUGUUAAUCAUUUAAAAGCUGUGACAAAAGAUUUUACUAGAGAAGAUUUGUAUGCUAGAAUAAAAGUUUCAAAUAAAGAUGAAACAAUUCAUGUUGAAAUGAUUGGUGUUAUUCAAAGUAUAUCUGUAGAUUUUCUAUUAACGAAAAAAACGAAAUUAAUGAAAGUUUCUUUUCUUAAGAAGGGAGUUUGCACUGUACAUUUCCCAGAUAAAGAUCGUCAUGUUGUUAUUUUAAUUGAACAGAUGGAACUAGUGACACCAAAACAAAACGAUAAAGUUAUUCGAUAA
Molecule: messenger RNA, 939 nt
Organism: Adineta steineri
Lineage: Eukaryota; Metazoa; Rotifera; Eurotatoria; Adinetida; Adinetidae
Source: the annotation of a GenBank genome assembly